UCACCUCGAGGCGCCGUUGGGUGUCGCUGUGACUCCUGAAGCGCCUUCACAUCAACAGCCGAAGAAGAAGAAGAACAGUACACGUGAGAGCCAUGCCGAAAUCCAAGAGAGAUAAGAAGGUGUCUUUAACCAAAACAACCAAGAAGGGGUUGGAAUCAAAACAAAAUCUAAUCGAAGAGCUGCGGAAAUGUGCAGACAUCUACAGAAACGUGUUUGUAUUCUCAGUAGAGAACAUGAGAAACAACAAACUCAAAGACAUCAGGACAGCCUGGAAACACAGCAGGUUUUUCUUUGGCAAGAAUAAGGUGAUGACAAUUGCUUUGGGUAAAGGACCUACAGAUGAAUAUAAAGAUAAUCUGCACAAGGUGAGCAGGUUUCUAAGAGGUGAAGUUGGUGUGCUGUUCACAAACAAAACCAAAGAUGAAGUGCAAGAGUAUUUCAGUCAUUUCAAAGAGAUGGAUUACGCCCGUGCGGGUAACGUAGCGACCAUGGCCGUGACGCUGGAUGAAGGGCCGUUGGAUCAGUUUCCACACUCUAUGGAGCCUCAGUUGAGACAGCUGGGACUUCCUACAGCUUUGAAGAAAGGUGUGGUGACGCUUAUAAAGGAUUUUGAAGUGUGUAAAGAGGGAGACACGCUCACUCCUGAACAAGCUCGAAUUCUGAAACUCUUCGGAAUGGAGAUGGCAGAAUUCAAAGUGACGAUCAAGUGCAUGUGGAACUCUGAAUCCGGUGACUUUAAAAAGCUGACAGAGGGUGAGGAUGACAAAGAAUCAGAGGAAGAAGAAGAAGAUGAUGAUGAUGAUGAUGGAAGUGACUAAACUUAGACCCAGAUGAAAUGGACUUUUACAUGAACAUUUUCCCUGUUUGCGUAUACCCUACAAAAAUGCACAAACGUGUAUUUACUCAGUGAUUUCCCAUUUCUGUCACAGUCGUGACUCGUGAGAAACCGUUGGAUUUAGUUGUGCAUUUUUUGUUAGUGAACAGCACCUGAUUCCUAUAUUGUAUAAUAUAAAUAUAGGGUGUUGUAUGGCAAACAUACAGGUAAUGUUAUUCUUACAGGAGUAAAUGAUUGUAUUUGUGAACAGAGGAAAAAGUGCCCAUCCAGAUUUGCCACUUUACAAUUUUAUUGCAUUUUCAUGCAAGUGUGUACUGAAACAAAACAGGUGAAAAUAUCAAGAACUUGUCUCCUAGUAGUCUUUAAGCUGAGACGCUUGAAGGCUUUUUCUGUUUGAGGUUAUUAAUGAUCAGAUUUAUUACUGUUUAUUGAUACAAAGUUAUUAGAAUUGCAAAA
Molecule: messenger RNA, 1291 nt
Organism: Misgurnus anguillicaudatus (oriental weatherfish)
Lineage: Eukaryota; Metazoa; Chordata; Actinopteri; Cypriniformes; Cobitidae
Gene: mrto4
Product: MRT4 homolog, ribosome maturation factor
Biological process (GO): ribosomal large subunit assembly; rRNA processing; ribosomal large subunit biogenesis
Cellular component (GO): preribosome, large subunit precursor; nucleolus
Molecular function (GO): RNA binding
Source: RefSeq, a predicted model, not a curated record